AAUCAUUUCCCACGGAAAACAAAGGUGCACAGAAUGGUCUGUGGCACCAUUUUAUAAAGUAAGGGGCCACAGGGAACAACCCCGAGGCCCGAGAGAGUGGAAAGGCUGGCAACCCUGAGCAUGCCCCCCCGCCCCAUGGGAAUUAGGAGCCACUGAGGUGGUGAACUCACUGUGGCGCAGUGUGGAAAUUGAGUGAGUCACUGUGGUGCCCCACAGGUCACAUGCUGGCCUCCUGACCUGCUGUGCAGUGCUACUAGGAGGUGGGCCUUCAGGGGCCGGUGAGGUCAUGAGGGUAGAGAACACACACAUGGGACUAGUGCCCUUAUAAAAGAGACCCCCCACCCCAAAACUCCUUCACCCCUCCCAUGCAAGGCCCUAGCAAGAAGGUGCCAUCUGUGAACUAUAAACGGGGCCUUUGCCAGACAUCAUCUGCUGGCACCUUGAUCUUGGACUCCCAGUCUCCAGAACUGGGAGUAAUAAAUUCUGUUGUAAGGCGCCCGGUGUGUGGCAUCUAUCAUAGCCCCCCCGACAGACUGAGACACUCACUUAUCAGCAAAAAGCAUCUGUACCAAGAUGUCCGUACGCUGACUGUACUCUCCAGAAGGCAGGUGUUUGUGGUGACAAUUGUUGGCAUGCUGAGUCCUGCACGUUCUUUUUGUCCAGGCCAGUGUCUUUCAAAUGGAGCCCUUAGAUUUUCUAGAGCUCCAGCAAGAGAAGGCCUGAGCUGAGGGGGACAUUAGUGGGACUCAGGACUGUGCCUGUCCCUGUGUCUCCCAUUUCUGCUGUCGGAAGUCACUGCGCUUGGUAGAUGCUGCAGUCUCUGCUCUGGGGCUGUUUGGAGAGCUGGGAGGCAGACUGCUGCUCCCUGGCCCUGUCCUGUCUUUGCGGCGGUUCUGUUGCUCCUGGCCUGGAUUUUACAGACCCAUGAGGAGAGAGAUGGAAAUCCCAUUUGAGGAAGUCCUGGAGAAGGCCAAGGCUGGGGACCCUAAGGCACAGACAGAGGUGGGAAAACACUACCUGCGAUUGGCCAGUGAUGGGGACGAAGAGCUUAACAACUGCACAGCCGUGGACUGGCUGAUCCUGGCCGCCAAACAGGGCCGGAGGGAGGCGGUGAAGCUGCUGCGCCGGUGCCUGGCCGACAGGAAAGGCAUCACUUCCGAAAAUGAGCCAGAGGUGAAGCAGCUUUCCUCCGAGACUGACCUGGAGAGGGCUGUGCGCAAAGCUGCGCUGGUCAUGUAUUGGAAGCUCAACCCCAAGAAGAAGAAGCAGGUGGCUGUGUCGGAGCUACUGGAGAAUGUGGGCCAGGUCAACGAGCAUGAUGGAGGAGCGCAGCCAGGCCCUGUCCCCAAGUCCUUGCAGAAGCAGAGGCGAAUGCUCGAGCGCUUGGUCAGCAGUGAGUCCAAGAACUACAUCGCCUUGGACGACUUCGUGGAGAUCACCAAGAAGUACGCCAAGGGCAUCAUCCCCAGCAACCUCUUCCUCCAGGAUGAUGACGACGACGAGCUGGCUGGGAAGAGCCCCGAGGACCUGCCACUGCGCCAGAAGGUGAUGAAGUACCCCUUACACGCCAUCAUGGAGGUCAAAGAGUACCUGAUCGACGUGGCCUCCAAGGCAGGCAUGCACUGGCUGUCCACCAUUGUGCCCACUCACCACAUCAAUGCCCUCAUCUUCUUCUUCAUCAUCAGCAACCUGACCAUCGACUUCUUUGCCUUCUUCAUCCCCCUGGUCAUCUUCUACCUGUCCUUUGUGUCCAUGGUCAUCUGCACCCUCAAGGUGUUCCAGGACAGCAAGGCCUGGGACAAUUUCCGCACCCUCACUGACCUGCUGCUGCGCUUCGAGCCCAACCUGGACGUGGAGCAGGCCGAGGUCAACUUCGGCUGGAACCACCUGGAGCCCUAUGCCCACUUCCUGCUCUCUGUUGUUUUUGUCAUCUUCUCCUUCCCACUGGCCAGCAAGGACUGUAUCCCCUGCUCGGAGCUGGCCGUCAUUGCCGCCUUCUUCACCGUGACCAGCUACAUGAGCUUGAGCAGCUCGGCCAAGCCCUACACCAGGAGGGCCCUGGUCACUGAGGCGGCUGCUGGGCUGCUCUCCCUUCUGCCCACCAUGCCCGUGGACGGGCGCUACCUUAAGGUACUUGGGCAGACCUUCUUGACUGUGCCUGUCGGCCACUUUGUUGUCCUGAACGUCAGCCUGCCCUGCCUGCUCUACGUCUACCUCUUCUACCUCUUCUUCCGCAUGGCCCAGCUGAGGAACUUCAAGGGCACCUACUGCUACUUGGUGCCCUACUUGGUCUGCUUCAUGUGGUGUGAGCUCUCUGUGGCCAUCCUGCUGGAGUCCACUGGCCUGGGCCUGGUCCGCGCCUCCAUUGGUUACUUCCUCUUCCUCUUUGCUCUCCCCAUCCUGGUGGCCGGCCUGGCCCUCAUGGGCGUGGUGCAGUUUGCCCGGUGGUUUGUGUCCCUGGAGCUCACCAAGAUCUUGGUCACCAUGGCAGUCUGCAGCGUGCCCCUGCUGUUCCGCUGGUGGACCAAGGCCAGCUUCUCUGUGGUGGAGAUGGUCAAGUCCCUGACGCGGAGCUCCAUGGUCAAGCUCAUCCUGGUGUGGCUCUCGGCCAUCGUGCUCUUCUGCUGGUUCUACGUGUACCGCUCGGAGGGCAUGAAGGUCUACAACUCCACGCUGACCUGGCAGCAGUACGGCUUCCUGUGCGGGCCCCGGGCCUGGAAGGAGACCAACAUGGCACGCACCCAGAUCCUGUGCAGCCACCUGGAGGGCCACAGGGUCACGUGGACAGGCCGCUUCAAGUACGUCCGGGUGACGGAGAUCGACAACAGCGCCGAGUCGGCCAUCAACAUGUUCCCGUACUUCAUUGGCGACUGGAUGCGCUGCCUCUACGGCGAGGCCUACCCGUCCUGCAGCCCCGGCAACACCUCCACGGCCGAGGAGGAGCUCUGCCGCCUCAAGCACCUGGCCAAGCACCCCUGCCACAUCAAGAAGUUCGACCGGUACAAGUUCGAGAUCACGGUGGGCAUGCCGUUCAGCAGCAGCACCAACAGCACCCGCGGCCACGAGGAGGACGACAUCACCAAGGACAUCGUGCUGCGGGCCAGCAGCGAGUUCAAGAGCGUGCUGCUCAACCUGCGCCAGGGCAGCCUCAUCGAGUUCAGCACCAUCCUCGAGGGCCGCCUGGGCAGCAAGUGGCCCGUCUUCGAGCUCAAGGCCAUCAGCUGCCUCAACUGCAUGGCCCAGCUCUCGCCGGCCAGGCGGCAUGUGAAGAUCGAGCACGACUGGCGCAGCACCGUGCACGGCGCCCUGAAGUUCGCCUUCGAUUUCUUCUUCUUCCCGUUCCUGUCGGCCGCAUGAGCAGCCGCCGCCGCAGAGGCACCAGUGCAUGUUGCUGUGAGGCCUCCCGAGCACUGCCCAGCCAGAUGGCGCAGCCCCGUGCCGCGUGUGCGUGUGCUCCCGUGUGCCGAGUGUGCAGACCCAGGGCUUCGAGGACCUUUGGCUCGUGUGUAGACUGCCCAGGGGUGAGGGUGGCUGCUCCCUAGCUCUGCCCAUCUUGGAGGCCAAGCACUGCUGGAAUCGCAUGCAGUUUUUGCCCACGUCCUGGCCUUUCCCAGUGAAGCUGGGGUGCCAGGCUAGACCAGAAAGGCCCCGUGUCUCACGAAGCACUUUACAGGUGGUAUUCUCCCCCUCCCCCACGUCCGUGUACCCUGUUGGCCCUGGCUUACUUUUGUGUUGGGUUUGUUUUUUAAAGAACCAUUGCGUGUUUGUGUACUCCAUGAUAGCAUUUCUUAUUUAUUUGGUUAUUGCUAAGCCCUGAUGGCUGUUCGCCUCUCUGGGGCUGCACCGCUGCCUGCAUCCCAGCAUGUGAUCAAGGCAUGGCUGAGAGCUGGGCGAGGCAGCCAUAGGCAGGGCGUGCCACACUGGGCUCUGGGCACCACACCCUGCCUCGUGGCUUUACUGUCCAGCAGGUCGUGGAUAUGUUUGUGCCGGAUUGCCUGAAUCUACCAGGACUUGGAAAGCAAGGAGCACCCUGGGCAUCCCCACUGCUCAGGAAGGUUGGCCGUGUUCAGUACUGUAGAGCAGCUCAGAGUCCUCCCACAGCCGAAAUAAAGAGCUUUGGUGAAAUCUGUA
Marmota flaviventris (yellow-bellied marmot) is the source of this 4131-nucleotide messenger RNA. It is a transcript of the gene Wfs1, whose product is annotated as wolframin ER transmembrane glycoprotein. Gene Ontology annotation, cellular component: endoplasmic reticulum membrane; endoplasmic reticulum. Lineage: Eukaryota; Metazoa; Chordata; Mammalia; Rodentia; Sciuridae. Gene Ontology annotation, biological process: calcium ion homeostasis; endoplasmic reticulum unfolded protein response. Gene Ontology annotation, molecular function: protein binding. The record is from RefSeq and is a predicted model, not a curated record.